AUGAUCUCCGCGUCAUCCUCGACCUCGACAGCCACACAGACAGUGGCCGGUCCAAGUUCUGCUAGUAGCACUGCUAGCUCGAACGAAUCAGCUCCACUCUUGCAAAAAGCUGAUGGACGCCAGAGUAGUAGUGGAAGCGGGAGAAGGAGAAGGAAGCCGUUUUAUCGCGCGAGACCAUUAUGGCUUGUACCGUUUGCAGUAACCGCCGCGCUGGUGAGGGGCAUGACCCUCGCCCCACGCGUCGGGGUGCUCACUCAACUCGCGUGCACUCGUCUACACGGGCGUGGUGACUGGAAUCAUACCCAGCACGCGCCGUCUCCUUCAAACUCUCUACAGCUAUCAUCUUUAUCGGAUUCAUAUCCAGAUUUCGACUCUGGUGCACUAUCAAUAAGUGCCAGAACAACUUUGUUAGCCGCCCUUGACCCCGUUGGCCCGGUUAUCUACGCCUCCACCUUCUUUCCUGACCCUAUUUCCCUCAGUAAUGAUACGACCCUACGACCUCUCCAAGUCCCAACCCAACCACCGCCCACAAACUGUGCUGCGGACCCAGCGGUGCAGGCUGGUGCUGCACGACUGCAGACCCUCAUGAGCACAACGAUGGGGUUGCUUUCUGCACUGACAACGGGCUGGUGGGGACACUUUGGCGAGCGGCAUGGACGUACGCGAGUGCUCGCGAUAGCGACGUUUGGGCUAGUCAUAACUGAUCUGACCUUCAUCCUGCUUUCUAAAGACCUGGCCCACCCGUCUGUUACACCCGUCAUCCUGCUGCUCGCCCCUGCCGUCGAAGGUGCUCUGGGAGGCUGGUCGACGCUCCAAUCCGCAACCUCAGCCUAUCUGAGCGACUGCACCUCGCCGGGUUCACGAGCAGGCAUCUUCUCGCGCUUCACGGGUGUGCUCUACCUCGGGUUUGCUGUGGGGCCGUCCUUGGGCGGUUGGCUGCUACGGCAACCUUUCACCCUCUUUGGGUCCGCGAGCCAGGGCACGAACGUCACCUCGGUGUUUUACGUUGCUGCUUUAUGGAGUCUCGUGAACUUCCUGCUCGUGCUGCUGGUAUUUCCGGAGUCGUUGAGUCAGGAGCGGAGGGCGAGGGCGAUGUUGAUAUACACCAGGCAUGAUAGGAAGGGGAAGAACCGAACGUUGACGGUGUCGGAGGGUGCUGCGGGUCUGGAUGACGUCGACGUUGAGGUGGCUGGUGUGCGGCGAGUUGUAGUUGGAGAGGAGGACGAGCCCAUCACCCAGGGGCAGGAGCAGGAGCAAGAUCAGAGGGACGAGCGCAAAGGGCUGCUUAGCCAAUUCUUGGGCCCUCUCGCUGCCUUCCUACCGGUUCUCGUGCUCGACUCAUCUGGUCUCGGGAGGAAGAAGCGGGACUGGAGCCUGACGCUCCUCGCAGCUGCCCUUUUCGGGUUCAUGCUUUCGAUGGGUGUGUACCAGAUCAAGUACUUGUACGCGACGCACACAUUCGAUUGGGGCCCGGAGCAGCUGAGCUACUACAUCUCGUUCAUGGGGGGCGCUCGUGCGCUAUUUCUGCUGUUCAUCCUGCCCACUGUUAUCGGUUUCUUCAAGCCCCGACCGAUCUCUAAUCCAAUUGCCAACACCCAGAAGGGGUCAAAGAAUGUGAAUGUUCCAGCUACAGGCAAGGGAGUCAGCAUCAAGUCAAAGGGCAAGAAACCGAAACCUACGCGUGCGCAGCUCGGGCAGGAGAUUGCAUUCGACCUGACACUGACGCGGUGCUCGCUGAUGAUCGACAUUGCGUCACACACGCUUGUGGCUCUGCUGCCUGCACCAGGGUACAAGAGCCAUGUGUCGGUGGCGGGUCAUGGGCACGGCGGGCACGGAAUGAGCUUCGGACAGGCGGAGGCGGCGUUCGUCGUCGCGUCGUCGCUGAACAGCAUGGGUAGCGGUGCGGUGCCUGCUAUCCAGAGCCUGGCGCUGUGUGUGAUGCAGGUGCGGGCGAUGGACGAGAGGCGAGCUCGGGGCGAGGGAGAAGACUCGGAGACGGAGGGGAGCGUGAAGGAGGAGGGCACGGGGCCGCUAUUCGGGGCACUGGCGGUGCUGCAGGCGAUCGGGCAGAUGAUUCUGGGGCCGAUGCUGUUCGGGCUGGUGUACAGCGGGACGGUGGCGCGGUUCCCGAAGGCGAUCUUCGUGACUGCAGCGGCGAUCCUUAUGUGCGCGCUGCUGCUGCUGCUGGCGGUACGGAAUCCCGUCCGGCCGGUGUAUCCUGGCCGUCGGAAUGGCAAGGGCAAGAGGCGAGAGAGCAGGGAUGUCGAGCGCGGGCGUUCGAGGGUGAGCAAGGACCUCCGGGGUGGUGCUGUUGGGUAUGGGGCGACGAGCGAGGGCUCGUAG
Messenger RNA from Cyclocybe aegerita, 2343 nucleotides. The record is from the annotation of a GenBank genome assembly. Lineage: Eukaryota; Fungi; Basidiomycota; Agaricomycetes; Agaricales; Hemipholiotaceae.